AUGUUAUUUUCGGCUGCUUUAAUCUUUUCGCCGUCCUACACUGCAGAUGCGGCGUCUGCGGUCGCGAAUUCGGUAUGCGUUGCCGCCUUAUUGCGCAUACCAGACGUCAUACGGGUGAGCGUCCGUUUCCAUGUGCGGACUGUGGCCGAGCGUUUUCGGAUCGUGGCAAUUUGCAGCGACAUCGCUAUACACAUUCCAGCCAACCUCGCUUCCACUGCUCGGUUUGCGGCUUCGUGUUUGUCCAAUCACCGUCGAUUCCACUGUGCUGGUGCCUCCGGCCGUCCUUGCCCAUUUUGCCAACGCUCGUUUCGUUCUUCGUCGAGCCUGCAAAUGCACAUCCGUUGGAAGCAUCGUGCUGAUGCUGCUGCUGCCGUGGCAGCUGCGGCUGCCGCAGCUGUCGCAGUUAGUGGGUCGGCUACUUCCACCUCGUCUAUUUCGGAUGCGUUCAAUCAUCUGCCCGGUUUAUCCUAUGUCCCCACGGCGACAACUAUCAAUGGACUGUCAACCAUGUCGCUUAACGGAGUGUCUUCAUCCGGACAACUUGCGGGCGUAUUAAGCCAGCUUGUUACCACAAGUUCCGGUUCGCCAAACAAACGCAAGUGGCGCCGGAAGCCGAAACCGAAGCAGAACGCAUUUGGAAAGCUAGACGGAAGUACUCGGAAUAUUCUGGCCGGGAUCAAUUUAAGUGAAGGAAUCGAUGUGAAUGCGGCGGCUGCGGCUGCUGGCGCGGCAGCUGCGGCUGUCGGUGGUCCGGUACCCCUUGAUCGUAAGGGUCGUCCGUGCAAUUUCCCCUGUCCAGCCUGUCCGCGACGUUUCGCUUUCCAGUGUCGCUUGGCGGCACAUUUACGCUGUCACACAAACGUGCGCCCGUUUAUUUGCAUUGAUUGCGGUCGCGCAUUCACUCAACGCGGUUAUCUAGUCCGACAUGCCGCAGUGCACAAGUUGGAUCGUCCAUUCUCGUGCGAAUUGUGCGAUCGGUCGUACAAACACUACGGCUCCCUGGUUAAUCAUCGGCGGACGCAUAGCAAGUUAAACGCAUCUACUUUGAGCAAUAUUGCUCUGUUAUCCGGGACGGGUUUGGAUCAUCUGGGGUGUGAUGGUGCUACUGGGACCGUGACCGGUCUGUCCAGCCUAGAAGAGGUAGUCGGUGGUGCACUACAUCGUACGGAUAAAAGCGAUGGCACGGAUGCUUUGGGUGUGACCUCCACUUCAGCCACAACCAUCACCUUACUCCCCGUUACAAAAGUGGAGGAAAUACUUCCCGGUGAUGUAGGUGGAUCUUUGCACCAAGUUUGUUUGCCCUCGGUCGCUUGCCAACCCGGCUCAACGAUGGGUAGUGUAUUGAGUAUGUCAGACGGCCAGCAACAAUCACAGCAACAUUUGGAAUCCGAUCAAAAUGCACAAAAUCAUCCCCAUGUGCCCCUUUCUCAUCAGUUGACGGCAACCGCUGUGUGGCCUAUUUUGACCUCCGGAAGUGGUGGGACCAGCGGACUGGGUACCGUAACACAAACACACCCCACCACGGGCCAACUAAUUCAAUCUAGCCUUGCGCAACCGCAGUCCAUGGUUUCCGGGUCCCAUUUCUCCACUUUGACGAUCUCACCCAGUCAACCGACUACCCAUCAGCUGUCUGUAGCCAGCGCGACCGCCCAGCAAGUAAAUACGACUGCUGUCAGCUCGGUUUCAUCCGUGGGCACACCAGCGUUUGUUACUGUCCCCCUUUUCAGUGGUCAGUCCCAACCCGGUGCAGACACUACAGAAAGCAGUUCAACUACCUUGUCUAAUUCGCAUUCCCAUCACCAUCCGUUUCACGGGGCUAGCGCACUUGUGAGCACAAGUGUGGCUACAGGAUCUGACACAGGACAACAACAGCAACAACAAUCCCAUCACCAGAAUGCGCCUCAGACUACCGCUCAGCAUCCACAAACUACACACCAGACAACAAGUCAACCGCCAUCCAGUGAUUCGAACACUACGCCGGUUCUACACGUGCUGCAACCGUCACCAAGCAUUUUCUUCUCCCCCUAUUAUUUGCCGCAUACGGCCGCCUCACAAAUGUAA
Echinostoma caproni is the source of this 2061-nucleotide messenger RNA. The record is from the annotation of a GenBank genome assembly. NCBI's taxonomy places the organism in Eukaryota, Metazoa, Platyhelminthes, Trematoda, Plagiorchiida, Echinostomatidae.